CUAACUGUCAUUGGGAGGUGCAGCAUGUGGAGGAAGAAACCAUUCCUAAAAAGUGACAAAACUACGCCAAUCAAAACCCCUAAUUAGGGGGUGCCCCAUCUGGACCAUCUGACAGGAAGUGAAUGAGAGUUGUGGGAAAUCCAGCCCCCAAAAUAAGCACAGGCCAUUACUGUAAGCCAGCAGGCCUUCUCUUCCCUUUUGUUUAAAAUUCAGGAUGGGUACAACCAGGGUAGCCCAAAAUAGCAGCCUCAACCAGGAGGUAAUCUCUUGGUUCCAAGGCAACAUGAAAACAGUCCUGUCUUAAGGAGCUUUGGAGAGCCUAGCAACGGCAAACAGAGGCAAUCAAAUGGAGUCAGACAUGACUGUGCUGCAGUGUGAAAGCAGCGAUUCCUAUUCACUGAUACUCAACAGGCUUCAGAAUAUAUCCUCAGAAUGCUAAAGAGACAGUCGCUAAGGAGAAGAGUGCAGCAACAUGAACCCAGGUGAGACAACACAGCACUGGUUAGGCUAUAAACUCUAGAUUUUCGAAAGGACAGUAAGAAAAGAACUAUCAGCCUCAACAUGAAAGAGCUUGUCCUAUCACUCCUGAGUCGAGGAUAUAGUCAUGUGGUCCAGACGGAUGGCAAAAAACAAUAUGGAAGACUGGAAGUCUGUUUUGAACCUGAGGACUACUUCAUCUGGAAAUCACACCCUCCCCUGCUUCGCUUAUCCAGCAGUGGACGGCUGCUUAGUGGAGUGGAGCCCACACCCUCUAAAACCUACAGCACUAGGAGAGGGCCACUUAUUCUAUACUCAGAAGAUUUCGCCUCAUCAUCCUCCCAACCUGACAAGGUCACCAGGAAAGAGCGGGCUUUCAGGGCUUCUAAAGAGGAAGCAGAGUUUGAAUUCUACUCUCUUCAAGAUCUGACUGCAGCCGCUUUAGCAUAUUGUAAAAAGCAGGCCAAGGUGGAAUGUCAUACUAGCAUUACAGAGCCUAUGUUGCCAGACCUCAAAUCUGGCACUAAGUACUUACAGUCACACCAGAGGCCCGGAGACGAGCGCAGCUAUCUGACCCAGACUACUGAGGAAGAACAUGAAGAGGAACAUGCUUUCUUCAGACGUCAAAGUAACUGUGUAUACCCCAAACCAGAGCAGGUGCGAUAUCAGCCCCGCUUCCUCUGUUUGCCACGGCCGAGUCGUCCUCCGCCGGGUCCUCUCCCACCCAUAACCCCAGGUCCAGCACUCAGACAUAGUGGAGACAGGCCUAAUAUGGCAGCAGGAGAGCCAGGAACCUCUAAGCCAAGAGGAGCAGAGGAAUGCUCUUUAACCAGAGACAGAAUGACGAGUUUCAGAACAGAGGUAGUGAUACCCAAUGCUCAGAUGAGUCCCAUACCUGAAUCUGAUGCUUUUGAGGAACACACAGAACAGCCUGGGGAUCACAAUGUUUACAUGGUUGCAGAGCAUUUGACUGGCUACCCAAAGGACUUAAACGAACAAUGGAUACAGAGUGCAGCAGAGACAGGUGGUGAGGAAGGUGGACAUGCUUUAAGACCAGCUUAUACAAAUUUCUCUUUGGGUUGCAGUCACCUUUCAAAAGUCUCCAAUGACAGAAAACAGUCAGAGGGGGGCUGGCAACCAAGUCCUGUGAAACGGAGUGACCUUCAUCUACCCCCCAUUAAGCAAGCGCUCCCUGCAGGCGCAGACAGCAAGGACCAUGGGCUCAAAGCUGGGAGCACAACUCAAGAAAACCACAAGGAGCCAGUUCCACAACUGCCAGAUAUACAUCAGCCUGAGGUCAGAACCGAGGCUGCAGCUCCCAAACCCCCAGAGAGAACCGUACUUAAGAAAGUACUUGUGCUGCUCCCUUUAUCAGUGGAACAAGAUGGUCUUUGUGGCCUUCCUGAGGAAAAGGAAGAAAUUGAGGAUGUCCUGUGUAGUGAUGUGGAACAGAAAGUGGAGUCGAUUAGGAAAGAAGAGAACAGGCUCACUGAACAUGGGUGCAGGUUAAAAGCAGCCCAACAAGACAAUCUCAUCGGGUUUGAACCUGAGGAGGACAAAGAACGUCAGACUGCCAUGGGUCCACUGCCUCCGUUUGUACGGCGUAGAGGUCUCGGAAAACAGUGCUCUAUGGCACUCUACAGACAAGACCCACGUGACCCUGCAGAUCAGUCAGAGCCUCAGCCUGGCAUCAUCAGAGGCAGCCUUCCUCUGGAGCUUAGAGAGUGUCAGAAAGACGGAGUACUGGGCACCUUAAUAAUGGAUCCUGCUGGGGAAAUCAUAUGCUUGUCUUUCUGGGAUCCCUUAACUGACACGGAGGACCACCCAGCUCUGGAGCAUGCCAUGAGAGAACAUGUUGUCAGGGUUAUGACUUCUGAAGGUGUUUUGGAGGACUCAUGGACCAUCUUGGACCAACUAGAAGAGCAAGCUACACAAACAGGAGGACUGAAUGACAGAGAAGUGGAGGCUAAGCGAGGUCAGAAGAAACAAACCAGCACUAAGCGAAAGGAUAUACCUCAAUCUGCUGAAAAUAUCACAGUGGAUGAGAUGGCAGAAUGUUCUGGCACAAAUGGGAGCAGAGUUAGGAGGAAGGCACAGGCUUCUGUACGUGAGCAAAGAAUAGAAAAGACAAACAACUGUACAGAUAGUCAGCCCUAUAGCAGAGGGGAAGAUAUCAUACAACAAACAGGAGGAAGAACACAGAGGCCACAGCCUAAGGCAAGAGGGAGGGCUGGGUCACCACCUAGAUCCGGGUCUGUUAGCAGCACUCCAAAAACAGCUCUUUCCACCCCCACAGCUGCCGAUGAACUUAUUGAUAAAACAAAGCCCCAAAGUCAGACAGAGUCAUUUAAAAAUACUGCCAAGUCCAGAAAAUCAGGUAAAUUCGACAGUGCAGACGACCCCCACAUAAGGAAUGUGAAGAAGCAAAAGUUUGAUCAGCAUGCCAGCAGAGUCCCAGUUAAUAAUUAUGCAGAGAUGAAGACUGUAGAAACAAAUGUGGACAAUGUGGACACAGAGUCACAAGACACCAGUUUUAAUGAAGAAGCAACUUCUGGUCCAAUACAUAAGAAAAAUAAAAAGGCAGGUGAUGAGAAAGCAAAGUCCACAAAGUCACAAAACACAGCAGAAAAAGUCAAAAAGAAGUCCAAAGGUCAAGCCGCAUUUGUUGUGGGUAAACCGAGGCAGUCACAGGAAGUACUGCAAAUUGAAAAGAGGAAAUAUAGCUCAGACAGACGUGAGAAGACAGUGUCCAACACACUGGUGAAUGAGUCAGAGGACAAAUCGGCAGACAAUUAUUCCUGUGGUUCUUCUGAAUACACUAUGGAUGACAGGGAAAGCAGCCACACCUCAAAUGUCCAAAAGAGCUGUGAAACUGGACACAGUCCGGUUAUUGAUCAGGAUUACAUCCAUCAGGAGAAGUGUGUAGAAGGACACAGUCUGGAGAUUGAUCAGACUGGUGUUUCCAGAGAAGAUGGUGGAGCUGGAGACAUUGAUACGGUCUCUGAUUUCCAAGAGAGUGACAUAUCUGCACUUUCUUCCAGAUCACACAGCUCUGCCAAGUCGUCGUCUACAAGCACCUGGAGCGUUCAGAGAACCAGUGUAUCAUCAGAUACUGGCAUGUGUAGCCCAGUACAACUUCCUCAUCUCUUCCCACGUGGUGGUGUCCCAACACACCAUCCUGCAUCCAACCCUGCCAAGUCUGAAUCAGCUUCUGAUGUGGGUCUUAUUUUAGUAUCGUAG
Molecule: messenger RNA, 3717 nt
Organism: Ictalurus furcatus (blue catfish)
Lineage: Eukaryota; Metazoa; Chordata; Actinopteri; Siluriformes; Ictaluridae
Exons: 20
Coding region: 562-3717 (1051 amino acids)
Source: RefSeq, a predicted model, not a curated record